Molecule: messenger RNA, 6148 nt
Organism: Coregonus sp. 'balchen'
Lineage: Eukaryota; Metazoa; Chordata; Actinopteri; Salmoniformes; Salmonidae
Source: the annotation of a GenBank genome assembly
AUGAACUUUGACAUGAACCUUGUUGAGUGUUUUGUGUCCGACGACCUGGAUGGAUCCCAAUCCCCUCACCCGCUGCCUGAGGAGCUGGGACAUCAGAUCAUGAUGGUUGAUGGAGAGAGCGUGUCAGUGGAGGUUUAAAAAUAGAUGGAGUGUGUCGAUUGAGGUGUAAAGUGGUGGGAGGGCUAGUGAUUAGCACUCCAAUGCUAAUGGCCUGCCAAUUGAUACAAGGUGAUAAUGGUAUGUUGUAGCACUCCGAUGCUAAUGGAAUGUCACUAGAUACAUGUUGAUAAUGGUAUGUUAUAAUACGCCAAUGCUAAUGGCCUUCUAAUAGAGACAUGUUGAUAAUGGUAUGUUAUAAUACUCCAAUGCUAACGGCCUUCUGCUAGAUACAUGUUGAUAAUGGUAUGUUAUAAUACUCCAAUGCUAAUUGCCUUCUGCUAGAUACAUGUUGAUAAUGUUAUGUUAUAAUACUAUAAUAAUAAUAUAAUAUGCCAUUUAGCAGACGCUUUUAUCCAAAGCGACUUACAGUCAUGCGUGCAUACAUUUUUGUGUAUGGGUGGUCCCGGGGAUCGAACCCAGUACCUUGGCGUUACAAGCGCCGUGCUCUACCAGCUGAGCUACAUACUCCAAUGCUAAUGGCCUUCUGCUAGAUACAUGUUGAUAAUGGUAUGUUGUAGUGAUAAAGAGGUGUAGUGCUCAGUCAAGGGGAUUGUCAAGGGGCUUGUCAAGGGGAUUGUCAAGGGGAUUGUGAAAUAGAUUGUCAAAGGGGCUUGUGAAGGGGCUUGUCAAGGGGCUUGUGAAGGGGAUUGUCAAGGGGCUUGUCAAGGGGAUUGUCAAGGGGCUUGUCAAGGGGCUUGUGAAGGGGAUUGUCAAGGGGAUUGUCAAGGGGAUUGUCAAGGGGAUUGUGUUGUGGUGUGUGUGUGCAGUCAUUUAUGUGUGUGGAUACCUGUGUUUGUGCACUUGCCUGUCUGUAUGCUUGUAAUGUAACACAGCAUACUCAAGAAGCACCGCUUAUACUCCGUCAGUGAUGCAGAAAUACCUUGGCUUUCUGCAUCACUGACCGAGAAAGCCAAGGUAUUUCUCCAUCACUGAUGAGAAAGCCAAGGUAUUUCUGCAUCACUGAUGAGAAAGCCAAGGUAUUUCUGCAUCACUGACCGAGAAAGCCAAGGUAUUUCUCCAUCACUGAUGAGAAAGCCAAGGUAUUUCUCCAUCACUGAUGAGAAAGCCAAGGUAUUUUUGCAUCACUGAUGAGAAAGCCAAGGUAUUUCUGCAUCACUGAUGAGAAAGCCAAGGUAUUUCUGCAUCACUGAUGAGAAAGCCAAGGUAUUUCUGCAUCACUGAUGAGAAAGCCACAGUAUUACUGCAUCACUUACCAAGAAAGCCACAGUAUUUCUGUAUCACUGACCGAGAAAGCCAAGGUAUUUAUCCAUCACUGACCGAGAAAGCCAAGGUAUUUAUCCAUUACUGACUGGGAAAUCCAAGGUAUUUCUCCUUCACUGACCGAGAAAGCCAAGGUAUUUCUGCAUCACUGACAAAGAAACCCACCUUUUUUCUGCAUCACUGACAAGAAAGCCACGUUUUUUCUGCAUCUAGUACUUCUAGGUCUCAGGAAGGCAGUAGUGAUGCACUAGCCAUCCACUGAGGGAAAGUCCAUCUGUUUCUGUUUGAAAGUCCAUCUGUUUCUGUGGGAAAGUCCAUCUGUUGGUUGGCUUCUGUGUGUGAAUUUGAGAGCGGUUACAUUUCAGCAGCCACAUCCAUCAGAUGUUUACUGAAACAGUAGCGGGGUGUCCACUUUGUUGUUGUUUGAACUGCAAAUAUCCCCAUUUAAUGUUACUUGGUACAUGUUGCUCAUUCUACUUUGCUAACCACAUUUUCUCCCUCCCUCCCUCCCUCCCUCCGUCCAUCCAUCCCCCCCCCCCCCCCCCCCCCCCCCCCAACAGCUCAGAACUGCAGCUUUACUCUCCAGAGCUCCAACGGUACAAUAGAGAGCCCAGGCUACCCGUACGGCUACCCCAACUACGCCAACUGUACGUGGGUGAUCCUGGCAGAAGAACACAACAGGAUACAGCUGGUGUUCCAAGGCUUCGCCCUAGAGGAAGACUUUGACCUGCUGUCUGUCUACGACGGCCCGUCCAGCCCUGGGAACCUUAGGACCAGGUCAGAAUUAUGAACUCUGGAUUAUUUGCGAUAAAAUGGUUGGGCUUAAUAGGGACCAGGAGUUUUUCCUUGGCCAGGUGACAGGACUGGGAAAAACUCCUGGAUAAAAAUUUUUUUCCUGAUGCAUUGAGUUGGCACUAGUCUUUGCGAUGUGAGUAGAUUCGACAUAGUGAUGAUUCAACAUAUCUCCCAGUGAGGUCAGUGUGCAGAGUAGGGCACUGGAUAUUAAACUGGCCCUCUGCAGUAGCCACUAUCAGCAGUCUCCAGUGGCCACUAAGUGCUAUACAGCAGUGUGUCAGACUUUAAAGGUAGCCCAGGGUCCAUUCUGGGUCAGGUAUUAGCCCAGGGUCCAUUCUGGGUCAGGUAUUAGCCCAGGGUCCAUUCUGGGUCAGGUAUUAGCCCAGGGUCCAUUCUGGGUCAGGUAUUAGCCCAGGGUCCAUUCUGGGUCAGGUAUUAGCCCAGGGUCCAUUCUGGGUCAGGUAUUAGCCCAGGGUCCAUUAUGGGUCAGGUAUGUUUCAAAGCUAUAGGAAAUCCAUGUAUUGGAGUGUCUGUAUCAGGGCUGUGGCGGUCAUGAAAUUUUGUCAGCCGGUGAUUGUCAAGCAAAUAACUGCCAGUCUCACGGUAAUUGACCGUUAAUUAACAUAAACACAUUUUAGCAUCUCCUGGCUUACACGCAUUGCAUACAAGCCACUGAUGCAGACCUUUGGAAGAUCUACAUAAAAAAAAAAAAAAUAAUACAUUAAUGUAAUAUAGCCUACACCUUCACAAUAAAUCCAUUAUUUAUUUUAGACAGGUCUAAAGAAACAUGAUAUGAAGAAAAUGUAGUCUAUUUCUGAAGAACAGAAUAGCAUACUCCGAGUUGUCCUUAUGUUAGGUCCUGAUGUGGCUAUGCCAUAUGGCUGUGGGCUACACUAGUUCAUUUAGCAGAUUCCAUGGCAUUAUUUUAAAAUUAUUUUAUUGUAUGAAGAAUACAAUUGAACAAAUCUGAAUAAAAUAGAAAGGAUAUUUUCUCCAAACGAUUUGAGGGAGUGCGCACAUGCGGCUAGUCUGUGUUGAGAGGUUAACAAAGAAACAGAUACUCCUAUGUGCUUCAUUUAGAGUUAUGUAACUUCAGUUGUGAUACAAAUGUCGGGCUCAAUGUUUUGAUUUUUAAUACAUUGUAAAGCUGCAUGAUGCGACUCUAAUGAUGAUUUGAAAAAAAGUUGCAUGAAAGGCAUGAGCUCCGCUUUGUUUUUUUGUGCAGGCUGCACACACUUCAUCAGUCUCUCAUUCACAAUUUGACAAGCACUUGAUAAUGCCUCGAAUUACCUGGCAGUAUCCCCUUUGUGUGGCCGUAAUGCCCCCUAAAAAAAACCAUGCUUUUUGCAGCCAGUGGCCGUUGUGCCCUUGGGCUGAAUAUAAAAAUUACAAUUCCCUUCUCCCGGCUGCUUGCCGAAGCACCUCUCACUCAUAUGACGUGAUCUGGUCUUUCUCACAGGCUACAAGUGAAGACAGACACAUCUCGAACGCAACUGCGCGCGUCCUUAUCCAAUUCCGAGGUGCAUAUUGAAGAUAUUGGAAGAACUGUCCACAUUUACUUUUCGUCAACCAACAAGAUGAGUUGGCCUAACAAACAGCAAAAGCACUAACCUAUGUCAAUCUACUAUCCCCCAUAGUACAAACGUUGACCUAUUCUAUUCUGUGUGAGAAAUAAAUAUUCCAAACAUAGCCUGGGACAGUUGUGGGAUGCGAUAGAUCCCAAAAUAAUACAACCACUAGCAUUAAAAAAACUGUUUUAAGCAAUGAGCCUGACACAACAGAUGAGAACGUUUUGCACAGCAAAGCGUACAUGGCAGUAGGCUAUAACAGCGAAUUUUCCAUUAACAGGAAAACACCAUUCACAAAAGUGACUGCAAAUGCGAUUAUGCAUGUAAUGCUUUCAUUAUAAAGGUGCAUUGCUAUGGUGGAAAUGAUAUCUUCCCCAAACAUGAAACUCACACGCUGCGUAUGUAUGCCAGUCAGGCUCUACACCCGUUGGAAAGAGGAUUAAUGUGCUUCAUUUUAAGAAGUUAUUUGGACACUUUAGUUGUGAUACAAACCUUAUCAAAACAUAUAGGCCUAUGGGCUAGGCUACAUGAGGUGUGCAACUAUGAUUGGAAACAGUCAACCCAAAAAAAAAGGCAUGCGCUGUUUCUUGCCUUAAACUGGGCAUCGUUCACAAGUCAAAAUAUAUCAUUCACAAAGGACAGGCUAAUAUUGUCACCCAUCAGACUAUUCUUGAUUUAAUAUUGUCUUUACAUUCACUAAAUAAUAUAUGUGUGAAAUGUGUUUUGAUUUAGAGUGGACCAUUAUCAUGCACCUGUCUCGGAACAGGGGCAGGGGGAAAAAUACAUGUCAUCUACUGUAUGCACUUAAAUAGGGAAUGGAGGACGCUUUGUCCGUGGUUCAUUUUCAUGCCAGCCAGGUAGGCUAUACUCCUGUUGUAAAGAGAAGCAAUGUGCUUAAUACUAGGAAAGUUGAGAAAUAAAUAUAGUAGGCUUAGCCUAUCGAAAAGCUGAUGGGAUCCUCCUCUUUUUAAUAGAGGCAGUUACCGUGACUAAACGGUCCCGUGGAAUUUGACUGCUGUCAUGAUUCGUGUCUGCCGGUGUGACGGCAAUACAGUCACCAUAACAGCUCUAGUGGCCGGUGUUUGUGACGGAUAAAGCACCAUAAAAGCUUAGUUGUCCGCCGGGUACGGUAUACAGUCACCAUAACAGCUCUAGUCUGUCCGCCGGUGUGACGGUAAUACAGUCACCAUAACAGCUCUAGUCUGUCCGCCGGUGUGACGGUAAUACAGUCACCAUAACAGCUCUAGUCUGUCCGCCGGGGGGUGACGUAAUACGUCACCUAACAGCCUAGUUGUCCCCCGGUUUUUUGGACCGGUAAAAACAUCCAUAAAAGUCUAGUUGUCCCCCGGGUUUGGGGCGGUUUUAAAACAGUCACCCAAAGCUUUCUGUUUGUGAUAUAAGUACCCAAAAGGGGCCAAAAUUGGCCUUUUUUUGUGGGGGACUUAUCAACAUUUUAAACCCCCUUGUUGUUGGGGGUAGUAUCUACAAAAUUGAUGGACCCCUUAUUUUAAAAACCCUCUGUCUGCCCCUUUGGGGGAUUUUGAAUAGUUUGUAAGUAAUUUUAUAGAAAGGACACCCAAGAUUGGGAUUUCCCCCCGUUUUCUAACCCAUUGGGGGGCCCCUUUUUUUUUUACCCUUUCUUUGAAUGCACACAAAAAGCCUGAACCUUAGAGGUUUUGUUGUAAAGGUUAGAGAGGAGAGUUAUUUUUUUUUUAGCGGGCCCAAGGAAAAGGGGGAAAGAAAGGGGGAAACUGAGGGGGGAAAAAAUUUGGGGAAAAGGGGGUGGGAAAAACCCUUCUCCGUCUGUCCUCUUCUCUUUCUCUCUCUUCUCGUCCUUUUCUCUCUUCUUCUCCUCAAUCUCUCUCUCUCUCAGUUUUCUUUCCCCUCCCCCCUGAUUCUUCUUUUUUUUGGGUUUUUUUUUUUUUGUUUUAUUGGGUCUUUACUGGGUUAAGGGAUUCGCUAAAGGGAAAUUUUCUUUCCAAGUUUGGUGACCCUCUUUCCCGGAAUUGCCCCCUUUGCCAUGUUUUUUGUUUACUAUAUUCCCUCUCCCUUAUUUCUGUUUUUAUUCCCUUUUUCCAAGAAAGAGGGUGAAUAUUACAGAGGAACAGAGAGGAGAGAAAGAGAGGAGAGAAGGGGAAAGAGAUACAGAAGGAAAGGAACAGGGGAAAAAAGAUACAGAGGGAAAGAGAUCAGAGAUUGAAACAGAGAGAGUAAAAGGCGAGAGAGAGAACCGAGAGGGGGGAGAGGGGGGAGGAGAGGGGGGAGGGGAGGAAGAGGGAGGGGAGGGGAGGAGAGGGGAGGAGGAGAGGUGGGAGAGGGGUUUGGAAAGGGGGCGAACAAUGGGAGGAGGGGGAGGAGAGUGGAGGAGGGGGAGACGAGGGGGAGCCUUAGGGUGUUCAAGUUAA